AAUGUUUCCAAAUAUUAAGCAAUUUAAGCUCACACAAUAAAAAAUUUGCAAGUAGACGUGCAUAUGAAGUAAAAAAAACUAAAGCAAAAGGUGUGCAAUGAGAGUGUGAAUCCAAUCUGGGCAGUAGCUAACUGUCACCUUUUCCUCGUCAUCCUCUCUUGUCUCUUCCUCCUAAACCCCAUCUUCACCUGUAUAUAUAUAUAUAUAAAAAUUGUGUCACCUUUGUCAUUCGCAAUGCCCCCACACGUCUUUAUUUCUAUUUCCAUUUUCACUACUCUCAAACCUCACAUAGAGCGAGAAAUUAAUUACUAGAGAGAGAAGGAAGAAGAAGAUGUCGGACUGGGGACCGGUGUUCGUAGCAGUAGUUCUGUUCAUACUGUUGACGCCGGGACUGUUGAUUCAGGUACCGGGUCGGGGCCGAUUUGUAGAGUUCGGAAACUUCCAGACUAGUGGUGUCUCCAUACUAGUUCAUUCCCUCAUCUACUUUGGUCUGAUCUGCAUCCUCCUCUUAGCUGUUGGUGUCCACGUUUACAUCGGCUGAUAAUACUAAUAUAUUAUCAGCAAUCUCCAAUUUGUCAUAUCCCCAUUUCAAUCCCGUUCAUUCAUAUUAAUUUUUUGGAGGUUUCUAAUUUCGAUUUGUCGUUUGUUUGUUUAUUUAUUUAUAAUUUGAUCUGAUUUGCUCUUGAUGUCUCUACUUUUAUGCAUUCAAAUUUCAGGAAAGUGAAUUGUUAUAUAGUCUUUUUGAUUUUCUGUAAACAUUAGAAUUGUCCCCUAUUAUGAUUGAAGAUUUGUUUGGCUUUUCCAAAAGUUUAUUAUUGUAAGGACAAAUUUUUUUUUUUUCAAUUUCUGAACUUUAAUUUAGAGGGUACACAGUAACUUACAUGUAUUCAGACUGUAAUAUUGGAAAGCUUGGAAUCCAAUUGAUGAUAAAAUUGUAAUGUUUGUGAUCUGUCAUGGAUUUCCAUGGAUAUAUAUCAUAUGGAUCUAAAGCUUCAGAGACUAUUAUUUGUUGGAA
Camellia sinensis is the source of this 1015-nucleotide messenger RNA. Lineage: Eukaryota; Viridiplantae; Streptophyta; Magnoliopsida; Ericales; Theaceae. The record is from RefSeq and is a predicted model, not a curated record.